GUAUUAGAUUUUGGAUUGGAUUCUAGAUUCUAAAAUUCUCUCUCCUCUUAUUUUCUAAUUCUGGGUUUCCUCACAAAGAACCCUAGACCAAAGGAGUAAUUAUCACACCAAUUCUCUCCUCGACUAUUAUUCAGUGUUAUAAAACUAAAUAUUCCUUCACAAACUAAGCUAGUUUGCUAAUUUGUGACGACAUUGGAAGUUUCUGGCAGAUUUGGGGAUUGUUCGUUCAGAGAAGAUGAUUAACUUAUUCAGAGUGAAAGCAAAACAAAAGGAAAAUGCUGAAAAUCUUAAUGGAAAGACCCAUGUCAAAAAACAGUCAGCUGGAGAACUACGUCUCCAUAAAGAUAUCAGUGAACUGAACCUGCCUAAAUCGUGUACCAUGUCAUUUCCCAAUGGGAAGGAUGACCUGAUGAAUUUUGAAGUUACUAUCCGGCCUGAUGAGGGAUACUAUUUAGGUGGCACCUUUGUAUUUACCUUUCAAGUUCCAUCUGUAUAUCCUCAUGAACCUCCAAAGGUUAAGUGCAAGACCAAGGUAUACCAUCCCAACAUCGAUUUAGAAGGGAAUGUCUGCCUUAACAUUCUAAGAGAAGACUGGAAACCUGUUUUGAAUGUAAACACUGUCAUCUAUGGGUUGUAUCAUCUCUUCACGCAACCAAACUAUGAAGACCCUUUAAAUCAUGAUGCCGCUGCUGUGUUGAGGGAUAAUCCGAAAAUGUUUGAAUCUAACGUGAGAAGAGCUAUGGCUGGGGGUUAUGUUGGUCAAACUUUCUUUCCUAGGUGUGUUUCUUGAUGGUUAUGAUGCUGUUAACUUGGAUGUGAAGGGUGUUGUUUAACCUCCUGGGAAUUAUAUUUAAACCUGUACCAAUUUCGCCAAGGGUGUAUUUGAUGAUUGGUAUAUACUUUGUGUUGUAAUGAGAAUUUAGUCAAAUGACUUGAAAUAUGGUUUCCUCUUGUGCCAAAAUAAACACUAGUUAAAUUGUGCUAACAAUUUGGAAAUAUUUGUCAAAAUUUAUUCCGUAUCAUUUACUUUUU
Molecule: messenger RNA, 1032 nt
Organism: Chenopodium quinoa (quinoa)
Lineage: Eukaryota; Viridiplantae; Streptophyta; Magnoliopsida; Caryophyllales; Amaranthaceae
Product: NEDD8-conjugating enzyme Ubc12-like
Exons: 6
Coding region: 236-790 (184 amino acids)
Biological process (GO): protein neddylation
Cellular component (GO): nucleus
Molecular function (GO): NEDD8 transferase activity
Source: RefSeq, a predicted model, not a curated record